UUUUUUCUUUUCUUUUUUAAAUUUUUCAUCACCUUCCUUUACACAUAAUCACGGAUAAUCACCAACCUACCAAAGAAUAAGUUUAGUGAGUCAGAGAGGCAUUAAAAAGAAACACAGAAUGAGGAGCACUUUGAACAUUAAAUGCGAAAUAAUUCGUCUUUCAAUCCACAUCGACGGACAACCGUGCGAUGCCAAAAGACAUUGAGAAACGUCCCCACGAGUCGGAAAAUGCGUUUCCCUCACAUGAAAAAUUUACUCUCUUCUCUCUCACACAGCGCACCCAAAAUAGAUUACAAAACAUGUCUUCUAUAUACACUGAAUUGUUCGUUUUAUAGAUUAAAGAUUAGAGUUUUUAUUAAAGGAUUUAUUUUUGAAUAAUUUCCAAACGUUCUAGACAAAGGUUUAACGUUUCUUUUCCAACGUUUGAAUGUCUUCGAAAUAUUUAUUUUUGAAUUGUAAAGAAAAUCUUAACUGCCUUGAUAUUAAGGGUGUUAUAUAUACUUUCCUCAAUAUAUUCUUUUAUAAUAAUUUCAAAGAAACAUAUUAAUCUUAAUCUCAACUGAACCCACUGAACCCUUUCUUUUCUUAAUCUAUUCUUUAAUCUUUAAUCUACAUCCCAUCUGUACAGCAACUCUGUAGAAGAGUCUGCCUUGAGAAUUGAACUUUUUCGUGGUCAGUUUGUAUAAAUCUUCAGUUAGUUUGCUUCUUAACUCGCUUCCUCCCUCUUGCACAGACCACGGAAUUUAGUAAAUUAUCCUCUCAUCAGUGACGUUCACAAAUUAAGUUCUGGUCGCCCCACUAGUGGAGAGUUGCAGUGAAUUGCAUUCAUGUGUGAUUGCACUUGAACUUGUGGAUGUGGAAACAUUAUCAUUUAACGGAGGAAGUUCAUUUGUAAACCUUACAUAAUUGCAAAUUUUGUGGUGACAUUUUCCACAAAGUUGGAAAGUUGUGAAAAUUAUUACAUUACAUUCUUUUUCCUACUAUAUACACGAGAAAACGUUAUGUGACAACGGGAAGGGUCUAUUGAUUGUUGGCAGAAAGCCAGCCGUGCUUCAGAGUUUUCCACCACUUUGCCAGUUUAUUGAGAGACAAAACGUCAUCGGCCACAGUAACGUGGGAAAUUCAGAGCUAGAGCAACGGAAUGCCUAAAAGGAAUCAAAUUCGAACACUCUGUGAGCAUGCCCUAUCCCAACUGGCGCGUACUAUUGUACAGGCAAUCGGAGAUGGAUCAUUUGUCUUUGCUGGCGAGCUAGCAGUUGUUAUGGUACAAAUAAAUGACUAUUUGGAGAAUGCUGGUGCUACAAGUGACAUAUACCAGGAUCUCCUGAAAGUUAUCCUUGGUUCUGACACACUAGAUGCCAGUAUUCGCUUCACAUGCCUCCAGAUGCUACUCAAUGGUUCUGUACAGUAUCUCGUUACGGAGAUUUUCCCAUUUUCUUACUACGAAAAAAUUCUUCAGGUUAUCGCAGCGCAAGGACAUGGUUUGCGAUUUUUAAAUUUAAAAGGUGUCUGGGUUAAGGAAGAACUCAUGUUCUACCUUUAUGAAAUUGUUGCAAAACUUCGACAUCUAGAACACCUAAGUAUCCCCUAUAUUGCCAACGACGAGCUCCUUGAACAUAUCGCCCGUCAGUGCCCCAAUCUCCGAAUGCUGGACAUUGCUGGGGAAACGGAUAUUACAGAAAUAGGGAUGGAGAGCCUGGCUCUAGGUGUGUGCAAGGAUACCCUGACAGUCGUUGACAUAGGUAUGCUACGUGAAGAAAAUAUCUGUCACACUGACAUUGCACUCUUGCUAAUGAAUUGCCCCAAUAUCGUUACCUUCCAAACAUAUUCCUACGUUGGACGAACUGUGCAGUACAUCUAUCGACAAGAUCCGGAAUUUAAAUGCAAACUAAAGUACAUCCAUGACACAGAGACAACGGAUAAAACUCUCGAUGCCAUUGUGAGUUGCUGUCCUAAUUUAGAAAACCUCUACAUGGACACCUCAGAUGCGGGAAUUCUCAAGAAACUGCGACACCUUAAGCACCUAGAACGUCUCAAACUCUACAAGUUUAGCUGUAAAGAACUCGAUUCGGUACUUAUGAAUGGACUCGGAGGGCGUCUUCGCUUCUUGACCCUAAUCAAGGGGCGCGGUACAAUGGAUCUCGGGAAAUUAGCUUCAAUUUGCCCAGCCAUAGUUGAUCUAGAUUGCUACCUAAUGGAACAUCUGAUUUAUGCCAGUGAUCACACAUUUGAAUCCCUCGAAGGUUUAGAAAUUCUAAACAGUACAAUCGUUCUUAGCAGCCUCAAGCACUUUGUUGCAAAACAUACAACCCUAAAACGUCUCGCUAUCGACACAGUUCACUUUACGGAUGAAGAUAUGAUGAGUUUAUUUGUGGAGAAUGACUUUGGUGUGUUAGAAGAUAUCUGGUUCACAUCGGCGCCCAAUUUAACAAUUAGCACAGUGGAAAUUCUGUUGGAACGCUGCCCAGAACUUCAGAGUUUGGGUCAACUGAGCGGCUGGGCCCUAACACCUGACGAUCUCUCACUCCUCCGUGGAAUUCUCAAGAGUAGCAAUUCGAGUCUCGUACUUUCACCAUCAAGCAUCUUCCCGUGAAAUGAAUUUUUCUUUAAUUUUUUCUCUUUUUUUAAUCAACACACACAAAAAGAGAAAAUUAUCAUGAUGAGUUGUUAUGAAAAAAAUUUAGGAUCUGUAUAUUGAAUAAAUUGCUAUGAAAUUA
Molecule: messenger RNA, 2717 nt
Organism: Lutzomyia longipalpis
Lineage: Eukaryota; Metazoa; Arthropoda; Insecta; Diptera; Psychodidae
Exons: 4
Coding region: 1142-2593 (483 amino acids)
Biological process (GO): SCF-dependent proteasomal ubiquitin-dependent protein catabolic process
Cellular component (GO): SCF ubiquitin ligase complex
Source: RefSeq, a predicted model, not a curated record